ACAAGGUUGCUGCAGUAUUUUUGAUAAAAACUUGGGCCCCAGGUGUCAGUGACCCUAUGGAAGUAGAACACGUCAAUUUUCCAGUCACCGCCACACAUGGGCCCACAUGGCUGGGUGGGAGAAACAGCCUAUAAAAAGCGCUCACCAGGCAGGCCAGCUAGGCAGAGGGCAGAAAUUUCAAAUUUGCAGCGCCUCCUCCUCUCUCACCGGCGAUCACCACCGCCACCGCCUCCUCAUCCUCUCUGGAGACCCUCUACGGGAGAAGGCGAUGAAGCUUAAGAUCAACAAGGCUUGCGACCUUGGCUCCAUCUCCGUCCUCCCUCCCCGUAGGACCGGAGGGAGCGGCAGCACCGGCGGGGUGGGUGCGUCGGGUUUGUCCGCGGUGGCGUCGCAGCAGCAGCGGUCGCAGUCGCUGUCGCAGCAGUCGUUCUCGCAGGGUGGUGGAGGAAGUGGCGGCGGGUCGUCGCUCCUGCACUCGCAGUCGCAGCUCUCGCAGGCGUCCCUCGACGAGAACCUCCUUAGCCUCCACCUCGCCUCGCCCGCGCGCGAUCAGAGAUUCGGGUUGCAUGACGACUCAUCAAAGAAGAUGCCUUCGUUUCCUGUCAAUUCAACAUCUUGCGUGCGAGAAGAAUCUCAGCUGCAACUGGCCAAACUAUCAAGCAACUCUGUCCAUCGGUGGAACCCUUCUCUUCCUGACAGUAGAUGUCAGUUUGCUAAUGAGGAUGUUGAGCGCAAAUUUCAGCAUUUGGCAAGUUCGGUGCAUAAGAUGGGAAUGGUACUAGAUUCGGUACAAAAUGAUGUUAUGCAGUUAAACAGAGCCAUGAAGGAAGCAUCACUAGAUUCUGGCAGUAUACAGCAAAAAGUUGUUCUCCUAGACAACUCACUGCAGAAAAUUCUUAAGGGACAAGAUGAUCUCAAAGCACUUGUUGAGAGCAGCACCAAAAGCAAUGCUGAUCAACUGAGUGUUCUGAACUCCCACUCCAGAAAACUGGAUGAGAUAUUCUCAACCCUUUCAGUCUGGCCAAAACAAAUAGAGGCAGAUUUAAGGCAACUCCAGAGUGACAUCUUCAGAAUUUUUACAAAAGAGAUGGAGGGGGUUGUUAGAGCUAUCAGAUCUCUCAACAGUAUGCCAUCUGCAACGCAAAUGCCAACGGAUCAGUGCUGCACAACCAACGGAAGGCCCCUGGUGAACCAACUACCAGUAGCAAAUGAAAGGCCCCAGGUGAACCAAGCACCAGUAGCAACUCUGGUGAGCCAAACACCAGUAGCAAAUGGAAGACCCUUGGUGAGCCAAACACCAGCAGCAAAUGGAAAAACCCUUAUGAGCCAAACACCAGUAGCAAAUGGAACACCCUUGAUGAGCCAAAUACCAGCAGUAAAUGGAAAACCCCUGAUGAGCCAAAUACAAGCAGCAAAUGGAAGACCCCUGAUGAGCCAAAAACCAGAAGCAAACGGAAGGCCCCAGAUGAACCAAAUACCUGUAGCAGGUGGACAGCCCCAUACGAACCAAGUACCAGCACCAAAAGUGCUUCCUGCACCUUUGUUUUUUCCUGCAAAGGUGGCAGAUCCGAAGCUGAAGGUAGAACAGGGAAAGGUGAAAGCGCUUCCACAAAAGUUGACUGGUUCUAGAACCAGGGUGACACCAAAACAGGAAGAGGUGCUGCCGAAUAGAAAGGUCACCCAGCAAGUGGCAACUAAGAAGGCACCACCAGUCAUGAUAAUCAUCGACUCUGAUGAUGACAGUGAUGGCCGUGCUUCGUGCGUGAUUCUGAAGACACAAACAGCUGACACGGAGUCCCACCUGCUGAAGGAAGCCACCGAGGAGAGCCUGCAGAUUCUGCGGAGGGCCAGGAAGAGGAGGAGGAGAGAAAUGCAGUCCAUUGUGCCCGCCUAAUCCAAGUCGUGACGCACUUUUUUACAUAAAUCAUCCACAUCGACCAUGGCCGAUUGUUGGACGUGACAAAGGCUACAUCACCAUCACCAAACAUCUAGCACCAACAAGGCUGGCGAAAGUCUAGCCAAGUGCCGACAAGGCCACGUCACUAUUCUAUUGACGGGCACACCAUUGCCAGGCACCAAAGAGACAAAGGUGACACAUUCGUUCACACUUGAUGAAGGUAGGCAUAAACAUGAUUGGGCACCAACGAGGCAAAAGUCAUCCUCUUCAUCCACAUUUUCUGUUCACAAGUUGGCGUGGCGAUGGCAUAGUUGUGACCGAGCUUCAGUGAAACAACAGCAACUCACACCUAUCACUACACCAUACUUGCAUAUGGCGAGCAGCACACUACAUGACGAUGACCCAAGCACAGUUUCAUCAGAGUUUUCCGCAGGCUUAUCAUGUAGAUGAAUUAACCCGUGGCGCCUAACAAGGCCCGGA
Molecule: messenger RNA, 2377 nt
Organism: Phragmites australis (common reed)
Lineage: Eukaryota; Viridiplantae; Streptophyta; Magnoliopsida; Poales; Poaceae
Product: protein PAIR1
Exons: 12
Coding region: 107-1894 (595 amino acids)
Biological process (GO): microsporogenesis; chromosome organization involved in meiotic cell cycle; meiotic DNA double-strand break formation
Cellular component (GO): nucleus
Source: RefSeq, a predicted model, not a curated record